Molecule: messenger RNA, 650 nt
Organism: Lindgomyces ingoldianus
Lineage: Eukaryota; Fungi; Ascomycota; Dothideomycetes; Pleosporales; Lindgomycetaceae
Exons: 2
Coding region: 131-307 (58 amino acids)
Biological process (GO): protein import into mitochondrial matrix
Cellular component (GO): mitochondrial outer membrane translocase complex
Source: RefSeq, a predicted model, not a curated record
UCAACAUCCACCCAGUCUCCUAGAUCAAUUAUCUCCCCGCUCAUCCCAGGUCCGUAAACGUAAAGACGAGCGCUUCUACGCCUGUCUUCGAACCUUGGGUUCAGCUCCACGAAUCCACCAACCGACUACCAUGGCACCCAAAGCCGUCAAACCUCGUUCCUCACCGGCCGAACCCAGCUACGCCCGCAGCGUUGUACAAGGCCUGGCAAGUUCAGAGAACCGAUCUGUCGUGACUGCCAUUGGAAUGUUUGCUGUUGGCGUCGCAUUUCUACAUAGCAGCUGGAGCGAGAUUCUACUUCCUGCGUAAUCGAAACAGAGAAACAUGUGCGAAAGUGGCGUACUACACUAUGGGAGAAGAUUACCGUUGUCUUUCAUGUGGCGAAGGAAGGACACGGCGCCCGUAUUGGAAUAUAGCUGCUUGUACGAGAUGGGUGGGAACAAGUCAUGCGUAUAUACACGGUGAAAGAGGCAUGAGAUUCGGCGUUCCGGAAGGCGGCUCCAGGACUGCACGGGAUUCGGGGCUAUUGCCACAGGACUGUAAAAAUAAGUGUAUAUCAGCUACUCCAACUUUCCAAACUCAAAUUUUAAAAGCGAAGCCAGGCCUUCAAAGGCUUAUAGUGGGGCGCUGUCAACCCAUCACGAGUUCCGCC